ACACUCCUGGGAAGUAUUCAACACACUGCUUCUGCAGUGCAAAGUAUAUGGCCAUUUCAGCUUUAAAACUAAUUGAUUAUUUAAGCACUUUGAGGGUACUAUGAAGUGGUCAUCAGAACUGUCCAUCACUAGGUGUUACAGCCCGAGGGAAAGUUCCCACUUACAGACUGCAGCAGAAGAGAAGUGGCUGUACACAGGAUGAAAUAGCAUUAAUUUUAUACACUUUACAAUUUUAUCCAGCUCAUAAUAUGUGCACAACAAACUGGGGACUGAGCUGUGCUGUGCAUUGUGUACAUAGGGAAGAGAUCAUAAAUCGCCUAACAGAGCACUUUUCAAACUUCAGGACAUUCCCCAGGGAAGAGUUAAGAUGCAGAUUUUGCGUCAGAUGCUAUCAAAAGCUCAUAGGACUUGGCUAGGUUAAAUCCCUCUGCCACAUGUGCCUGAGCAGGUUGUUUGCAAAGGUCAAUCUCUAGCCUGCUGUUGCAGCAGCUAACAUUUCUCAGCUGUUCUUGGCUCAGUCCUCAAGGUAUGUAGUCUGGGAAACGUCCUCUCAGCUUCUUUGGGGAAUGUCUUUCCCUGAUGUUAGGAGAUGCAUCUAUUCAAAAAGAAAAGGACAGAUUUGAUUGGGGUUUUUUUUUAGUCCCAGGUUUUGUACUCAUUUAUUUUUCUCCUCCCAUGAAAAAGACUCUUCAGUUUCUUGAUGAUUCUUUCAGAAUUUGCUGUUUGUUUCCUUAUCUCUGUAAUAUUUCAGUUUGUUCAGGGGAUAUGUUCUCCCUACCAAAAGCCUGUGAACUAACAGGGCAGGAGCCAAAACCUAAUGUAGCAGCAUGUUAUUAAUUAGCCCGGGUUUGGCAGAUAAAUAACCCAAGAGGAAAGAGAGAAGAUUUGCAUUAUUUCUAUUUCAUUUGUGUUUUAUUUCAAUUGAAAGCAGCCCACUGAAGGAGGAGAAAAGCCUACAAUGACUUUACUGCAUAUGCACCUGUACUUCAGUGGCUUGGUCCUCUGGAUUAUACAGAAAUCUAGCUCCUUUGUGCUGCCUAAUGCCACUGACCUGCUGUACCCAACCAGCAGCACUGAGACUGGCCUUCUGUCUGGCAUCGGGGUGCCAAGGAGCCGCAGAAAGCGAUACAUAUCUCCAAGGGACAUGAGUGCAGUUUUGGACUAUCACAACCAGGUGCGGGCUCAGGUCUCUCCACCAGCUGCCAACAUGGAGUAUAUGGUGUGGGAUGAGAGACUGGCCAAGUCCGCAGAAGCUUGGGCAGCACAGUGUAUAUGGGACCAUGGGCCACCACAGCUGAUGAAGUACAUUGGUCAGAACCUCUCCAUUCACUCUGGCAGGUACCGCUCAGUUGUGGACCUUGUGAAAUCCUGGUAUUACGAGAAGCAGCACUACUCCUUCCCUUACCCUCAGGAGUGCAACCCCAGCUGCCCUUCCAAGUGCAGCGGUUCUGUGUGUAGCCAUUACACCCAGAUGGUGUGGGCUUCCUCCAACAGAAUUGGCUGUGCCAUCAACACCUGCACCAACAUGAAGGUGUGGGGCAGCACAUGGCGGCAGGCUGUGUUUCUAGUGUGCAACUAUGCCAUCAAGGGCAACUGGAUAGGAGAAGCUCCGUACAAGGUGGGGAGACCGUGCUCAGCCUGCCCACCCAGCUAUGGGGGCAUCUGCAGCAACAACAUGUGUUUCACAGGACUGAAAUCCAACAAAGUCAGCUGGUUCUAGGCCCCAGACCACUGUGCCAGGCUUCAGAGCAGUGGGAGAACCCGGGACAGGAGCCAUGGCUGGUUGACAGGAAAGAAUGGGAAUUACCAUGUACACCAAGGGUUAUUUAUGGCAGUGAAAUCCCAGGCUGCUUUCUCUUCCGUCCCUCCACAUUUGCCUCAGCUGCAUUUAGGAAGCUUUAAGCAGUAAGAGCUGAACACUUCUCUAUGACUGUUAUAUACCAGCAGUCCCUGCUUUCCCCGUAGUGCUGUGUAGGGAAUGGCUGAGCUGUCAUUGUGUCUCUAUAUUUUUUCAUACAGCUCUUUAGGGAAUGCUUGUAUUUUUUUUUUUUUUAGCUCUGAGGGAAGUAGGCAAAAGCUUAGAUUCGCAGGGCAUAGAUGUAUCCAGAUGUAUGCACUGCCCAGUUCCCAACUCUGCACAGAGGCAGAGACAGAAGGGCCCCUUCUUCUCACAUGUAAGCCAGAUGAGCAAUGUAAAUAAUGAUGAGACUUUCCUCUGAGCAUCCCCCAUAACUGAGUGACUGACUGGAGCAGCGAGGGCUCCAUGGGCAGCAGUGUGCUCCAACGGUUCCUUGCAAGUGACUCCACAUUCAUCCUGCACAACUAGCAGGGCUCUUUUUCAGACUGUCAUAAUAAAAGUCUUGAGACCAGGGUA
This is a messenger RNA of Alligator mississippiensis (American alligator), 2374 nucleotides long. It is a transcript of the gene R3HDML, whose product is annotated as R3H domain containing like. NCBI's taxonomy places the organism in Eukaryota, Metazoa, Chordata, Crocodylia, Alligatoridae. The transcript is spliced from 6 exons. The record is from RefSeq and is a predicted model, not a curated record. Bases 959 to 1720 code for a protein of 253 amino acids.